AAGCGGCCCAGACCGAACCCUAAACCCACCCCGCAUCGCACCCGACCUCCUCACAGCGGCGGCGGCGGCGGCGGCGCUCACCGUCCGGCCGUGACCCUCCCCCACCCGAUUCUUCUCCUUGCUGCUGGGCAAUCCCCGGGCAUGGCCGCGAAGGGCGGCAGCGGCGGCGGGGCGGGGACGCUCAAGUCCACCUCCAUCAACGGCGUCAAGCUCUACUCCGUCACCGGCAAGAACUACGUCGCCCCGUGGGUCCUCGCCAAGAAGAAGCGCUCCCUCCGCAAGGACGCAGAGUACCAGCGGCGGCUGGAGCUGAUACACGACCUCAGGUUCGAGACUGCCACCACCAGGAUCAAGGUCACCCCCGACGGCCAGUAUGUCAUCGCCUCAGGUAUUUACCCCCCACAAAUGAAAGUCUUUGAGUUGAAAGAAUUGUCGAUGAAGUUUGAGAGGCACAUGAUCUCAGAAAUUAUCGAUUUCGAGGUCCUUGGUGAUGACUACUCAAAACUCGCCUUUUUGUGUGCCGAUCGUUCUGUAUGCUUGCAUGCAAAGUACGGAAGCCAUUAUAGCGUCAGAAUUCCAAGAAUGGGAAGGGACUUGGCCUAUGAUUGCUGGUCUUGCGACUUGCUAUGUGCUGCUUCGUCAUCAGAUCUUUAUAGAAUCAACUUAGAGCAGGGAAGGUUCCUCGCUUCUCUUACUUCCCAAUCUCCAGCAAUAAAUGUGGUUACACGGAGUAUGAUCCAUGGGCUUGUUGCUUGUGGUGGUGAGGAUGGUGCAGUUGAAUGCUUUGACAUGAGGAGGAAGUCUUCUGUUGGCAGAAUUAAUACAACUUCUUCUUCUGAAGAUGUUGAUCAGGAGGUCACGUCUUUGCAGUUCGAUGAAAAUCAAGGGUACCUUCUGGCUGUAGGGAGCAGCAUAGGAAAGGUAUCGAUAUAUGACAUACGCAUGUCUUCGCCUCUGCGAGUCAAGGAUCACAUGUAUGGCAGUCCAAUUUUGAAUAUCAAGUGGCACCAGACACUUAAUUCUACCGAACCUAAACUGAUAACUGCUGAUAAGCAUAUAGUGAGAGUUUGGGAUCCUAAUACAGGAAACAACAUGACCAGCAUUGAACCUGAUAAUGGCUCUAUCAAUGAUGUUUGCAUCUUUCCGAAUAGUGGUUUAAUGCUAUUAGCCCUGGACAACAGCCAGAUACCCGCCCACUUUAUUCCUGCACUUGGCCCUGCUCCAAAGUGGUGCUCACAUCUUGAUAACCUAACUGAGGAGAUGGAAGAGAAACAAGAAAACACAUUAUAUGAUGAUUACAAAUUUUUGACUGAAGAAGAGAUGGAGCGAUUGGGUCUCUCUGAGUACAAAAACAGUGAUGCUGUCAGAGCACAUUUACAUGGAUAUGUUAUACACUAUGAUCUAUAUAAGAAGCAACGGGCUAAACUUCAUAUUGCUGAUUAUGAGACUAUUCAAAAGGAGAUGAAGGCAAAGAAAAUAGCAGCACUAAGGACAUCUCGUAUAACGCAAGUUGUCAAAAUACCAAAGGCUAACCGGCAACUUUUGGAGAAGAUACAAACCGAGGAAGAGGAAUUGGAUGCUGGUGUGGAGAAUGUUAGUAAAUCAAGCAUCAGGAAGAAGAAAAUAAAACUAGAAAUGUAUAAGUCAUUAUUGACUGAUCCACGUUUCGAAGAGAUGUUUAAUAAUAAGGACUAUGAAAUUGAUGAAAAUUCAAGAGAAUAUGAAGCACUCCAUCCUCAAGUGGCCACAAAGGAACCUCAUUUAAUCGAGGAACAUUUCGAGAGUGUUAGUGAAGAUGAAGACGAACAAGAUGCUGGUUCGUCUGAUGCGUCAGCAGAGUCUGACAGUGACACUGGCAUGCAUAACUCAAAGCGUAUAAGGUUGUAUGAAGUGAAGGAUGGACGCCAUGCCGAGGCGUUUUUGAACAGUGUCUCCCUCGGCAACCAGGAAGCUGUGCCCAUUGGGGACAGGGUAGCCGCACUGGAAAGGAAGCAGAACUCACGUGCGCUCGACAAGGUGAAGUACGGGCCUGGUGGCUCGCGGGAAAUCUCCUUCAACCCUAGGAGCUCAAGAAGGCGCACCGAAGAAGAUGAGCACAGCGAAGAAGAGCAGAAAGACUACAAGAGGAGAAGCGUGCAGUCCCUGGGGCUGAAGCAAAACAAAGCUGAGUUCUAUUUGUUCGGCGGACGGGGAGGCAGAGGAGGUGGCGGGGGUGGUCGAAGCAGGGGAGGUGGAGGAGGAGAUCGUGGUAGGAGAGGCGGGGGCGGGCGUGGCAGAGGCGGCGGAGGCAGAGGUGGAGGUGGUGGCGAUUUCGGGGGCGGCGGGUUUGGGGGCGGAAGUGAAUUUGGAGGCAGAGGUGGUGGCAGAGGCAGGGGCAGGGGCAGGGGUAUGAGCAGGGGUAGGGGAGGGGGCAGGAGCAGGGGAAGGGGAAGGGACUGAGCACACACCCUCUGUUUACAUGACCCACUCGAAUGUCGCGGGGACAUUUCGUCUGGCGAAAACGACUAAGAUGGUGCGAGAUCUUGAAUCCUCACGCAUUAAUGUAAAACUGUAUCCCGCUUUACGCUAGAGUUAGGAUAGCGCGGACAAAUGCUUCCAAAAUUUUGGCAGCGAUAAAUUUUGACUGAUGCUCCAUUAUAUGGUUUGUUUGGAACUCUGGGUGUCUUUUCAACAAGAACAACUGUGAGGCAGAAUAUCCUGUUA
Messenger RNA from Hordeum vulgare subsp. vulgare (domesticated barley), 2703 nucleotides. Its product is annotated as nucleolar protein 10. The transcript is spliced from 16 exons. Gene Ontology annotation, cellular component: nucleus; small-subunit processome; nucleolus. Gene Ontology annotation, biological process: maturation of SSU-rRNA from tricistronic rRNA transcript (SSU-rRNA, 5.8S rRNA, LSU-rRNA). Gene Ontology annotation, molecular function: protein binding. The coding region runs from base 142 to 2439 and encodes 765 amino acids. NCBI's taxonomy places the organism in Eukaryota, Viridiplantae, Streptophyta, Magnoliopsida, Poales, Poaceae. The record is from RefSeq and is a predicted model, not a curated record.